AUGGCGACCCAAUCGUCUCAACCAAGCCGAAUAGCAGCACUAGCAGAUUCGAUCUCGAAGAAUUCUUCGAAGAUCGAUGCAUAUUAUCACGUUAACAAUAUUCCGUCCCCGUCGUUCGAUCCGGUUGAUACUCUGGAUGAUAUCAAGUUUCCCGAGGGAAUCCAACGCACCAAAACGGCACUUCUCGAUGCUACUGCAGAGCUCAAUGACCUCAUAACUGGCCCGAGAGGGCUUGUGUCUAAUUCCGGAUACUUGGCUCUCAUCAAGUUUGCUAUGACUCGGUUCAUCUACCGGUUCAACCUGGUACGAAUGGUGCCAGUAGACGGUGAAAUUAGCUACGACGAACUUGCCACGCGCAUCGGGAUCAAGGCCUCGACCCUACGCCAGCUCAUCCUCGCGGCAAUGACGUUUCAUAUGUUCCAGGAAAAGCAUCCGGGAUAUGUUUCCCAUUCCUCCGUCACCCGACUACUUCUGGAAGACCCUGUGCUCCAUGACUGUACAGGAUUCACUACUGAGGAUCUGAUCCCUGCCUUCCUGGGGAUUGUUGACGCUCUUCUCGAAUAUCCCGCUGCAGACGACCCUUCCAAGUCCGGGUACAUGUUCGCCCACAAGGCUAAUGAACCAUCAUUCUACCUACACCUAGCGAAAGACCCGGAAAAGAUACGACGGUUUGGUCAUUGUAUGAGCCAGGCUAUGGCCGGCCCACAGUGGUCACUGCAUUACUUGACAGAUAAUUUCCCGUGGGAGUCUCUCGGAGCAGGAACUGUUGUCGAUGUCGGAGGCUCAACUGGUCAGGCAGCCUUUGCAAUCGCCCACAAGGCGCCUCAGCUUCGAUUGAUCGUCCAGGAUACGGCGGAGUCCAUCGCUGUCGCUAAGGAGGAAACAGGUGUCAACGUGUCACACAUGGUGGCUGACUUCUUCGCCGAGCAGCUAGUGACUGGGGCAGAUGUUUACCUUUUCCGUUCAGUGAUGCACAACUGGCCGGACAAUCAGGCAGUGAAAAUCCUCAGGGCGCAAAUUCCGGCUUUGAAGCCUGGUGCCAAGCUACUAAUUAUGGAUGAAGUCAUGCCUGACGCAGAGACCAUGUCACUUUCUACAGCACGGACACAGCGUCUUAUGGAUUUGUCAAUGCUUGCUCUUGGAAACUCUAGAGUUCGCGAAGCAGAUGGCUGGCGGGACCUUUGCCGACAGGCGGAUGGCAGGUUCGAGAUUGAGAAGAUCACGAUGCCUGAGGGAUCGCAUCUGGCUUUGAUUGAAGUAGCUUGGAUGCCGUGA
Messenger RNA from Aspergillus tanneri, 1275 nucleotides. RefSeq lists its product as uncharacterized. Gene Ontology annotation, molecular function: O-methyltransferase activity. The coding region runs from base 1 to 1275 and encodes 424 amino acids. The transcript has 2 exons. NCBI's taxonomy places the organism in Eukaryota, Fungi, Ascomycota, Eurotiomycetes, Eurotiales, Aspergillaceae. The record is from RefSeq and is a predicted model, not a curated record.